Molecule: messenger RNA, 3673 nt
Organism: Apis cerana (Asiatic honeybee)
Lineage: Eukaryota; Metazoa; Arthropoda; Insecta; Hymenoptera; Apidae
Product: nitric oxide-associated protein 1
Molecular function (GO): GTP binding
Source: RefSeq, a predicted model, not a curated record
AAUAAUAUAUAUAUACUUAAAUAUUACUUAUAUAUACAAAGAAGUAAUUUUCAUAUUUAUAUUAUAAUUUUCAUUUUAUGUUUACCUUUCUUUUAUGAAAAUUUAUAUUAUAUUUUAACUAACUUGAUAAUAAUGAUAAUAACAUGCUAUUACAAAUAAGAUACUGCCAUCUAUAGUUAAUACAUAAUACGACACACACACACACACACACGCACGCACGCGCGCGCGCGCGCACACACACACACACACACACACACAAGAACAUUGAGAAAAUGAAAUCUUUUAUUAUUUUUAUUAAAUAUAAAAUUUAAAAUAAAACACAAAUAUUUUUUAUUUUCUAAUAUUUUCGUAUAUUAAAAUAUAAUAAAUUUAUAUAAUAAAUAUAAUAAAUUUUUCCAAAAUCAUUUUUAAAUCAUGUAUAAUUUUAUUUGUAAAAAAUAUAGUAAAAAAAUAGUAAAAAUGUCAGUUAAUGUAUUAUUAAUAUAAUUUUCGAAACAAAAGCAUUAAAAAAAAAUUAACAUAAUUAUAAUAUAUCUUUUAAUACCAAAAUUCAGAUAUUCAACCCUGACCAACUUUUGUAUCUCUUGGAUCUGCUGUUACUAUAUCCUUUCUCCAUUCUCAAAUCAUUUUUCGUUAUAAUGUAGUACGUAGUUAUAAAAACAGCAAAAAAAUUUUUAUAAACUGUAUUGCGUUAAAAAAUAAAAUAAGAAUUUAAUAAAUAAGAAAUAUCGCAUAAAUAAUUUUUUAAAAAAUUGAUCGAUACAUCGAAAUCGAAUAAAACAAGAUUUUUAUAAAAGAAAAUAUUUUUAAAAUGUUUUUUUUGUUUAUAUUGUAUAUAAUAUUUCAAUUGAUAUUUUUAGUGAAUAUAUGAUUUGAAUAUGUUCUUUAGUGAUUUUUUAAUGUUACGAUUGUUUUUACUAGUAGGUUUUAUCGAUAUAUUUGACUCAUAGUUCACUUGUAUCUAUUAGCUUUUAAUGCAUGAAUAACCUUUAUAGGUUAUGUAUAACCUUUUUAGAAAUAUAUUCAUAUUCUAAUUAUUUUUUUCAAGUUUCAAUAGUUAUGAUAAUUAAUAUAAAUCAUAAUAAAAAUGAUAUUUAAUAUUGUAUGAUAAUUUUGAUAUAUUUUUUCAAUUUUAAAAUAUUAAAAAAUAUCAAUAUAUUCAACAUAUUUAAUAAUAAGAAAAAAUAUUCUAAAAAAAUAUCUUAAAUAAUAUCAUUGUAUAUGUUAUUAUACAAAUGUCGAAUAUAAAAUUUUUCUUAUUUCAAUUAUGUAAUCAUAAUAUGUAUCAUAAUUUAGGAUCACGACAAUUUAAAAAAACGAUUUUAUAUAGGAAUAUUGGAUCUAAGGUGAAUCCAAAAGUUUUAUCUCUUCGAAAUAAAUUAUUAUAUUGCGAUUAUUUAGAUUAUGAAAAAAUGGGAUAUGUAAAACAUAAAAAAAUAGAAAAACAAAGAAUAGAACAAGAAAAAAUUAUGAGAUUCGAAAUGAAUGAGAAAAAAACAUAUAGUGUUAUGCUAAAUGAAUGGAUAAAGGAUAAAAAAGAGACAGAUAUUCUUGAAGAAAAAAAAGAUGAAGAAAAGAUUGAUAAAUGUGAAAAUGAAACUGUGAAAAAACAGAAACCUAUAUAUAUGCCAUAUGCGGCAGUAGACUCAUAUGAAAUAAUUGAUACAAAAAUACUAGAUGACAUUAAUACAGAAAAAGAAAAUAUAAAUUUACCAAAUGAAAAGUACGAAGAAUUAUAUGAAAAAUAUUUGCAAAUAAAGCAGAAUACUUUGAAUAAUGGUAAAAAUAUUCCUAUAUUUGAAGAUGUAGAAAAAAAUAAUAAGAUACCAAAAGGAGAAUUGUGGAAAAUUCCAUCUACUUGGAUGACUGAUUAUGAACAGUUUGAUGAUACUUUACUUAACGAACAUUAUAAUUGUUAUGGUACAUCAGAUCCUGAUUCAGAAGUCAGUUCUAUACCAUGUGGUGGCUGUGGUGCUUUACUACAUUGCAAAGAUCCAGAAAUUCCUGGAUAUUUACCAUUAGAAUUAUUUUCAAAGAAUGAUGAAGAUUUGAAAUCAACAAUAUGUCAAAGAUGUCAUUUUUUGAAGUUUUACAAUUCAGCUUUGGAAGUAAAAGUAUCAAUUGAAGAUUAUCCUAACUUACUAAAAAUAAUUAAAACUAAAAGAUGUGCCAUUAUUCUUAUAGUCGAUCUGACUGAUUUUCCUUGCAGCAUUUGGCCUGAUUUAAAAACUAUCAUGCAUCCUUUUACUCCUAUUUUUCUUGUUGGAAAUAAAGUUGAUUUAUUGCCUAGAGAUUCUCCAAAGUUUCUUGAGAACAUUAAGCAACUCUUAGCAAAUACAGUAGUCCAUGUAACUGGUGUGAAAAAAGAAAACAUUACACAUGUCGAACUCAUAUCUGCGAAAACUGGAUAUGGUAUAGAACAGUUAAUAAAUAAAUUGCACUACAAAUGGAAACAUAAAGGAGAUGUAUAUUUAGUUGGCUGUACAAAUGUUGGAAAGUCUUCUUUGUUCAAUACGUUAUUAAAUUCCGAUUAUUGUAAAGUAAAAGCCAUCGAUCUUGUACAAUGUGCUACAGUAUCUACUUGGCCAGGAACUACAUUAAAUUUACUCAAAUUUCCAAUUUUAAAUCCGAAUAUGAAAAAAUAUAUAUUAAGAAUACAAAGGCUUAUAAAUGAAAAAUUUUAUAGGAUACAAGAAUCAAAGUAUAGGGAUUACAAAUUUAAAGAAACAGGAAAUAUGAUGUUUGCAACAUUAGAAGGACAUGUUGGUAAAUCGUUUACCAAAAACUCGAGAAAAGAUGACAAUAUGGAUCCUUUUUUAGAAAAAUCGCAUAAAGUUAUGACGAAAAAGAUUUUUUUAAAUGAAUCCGAACAAAAAUACGAACAUAGUCGUUGGUGUUAUGAUACUCCGGGUACUAUUCAGAAAGACCAAAUACUGGAUUUAUUAACUACUGAUGAAUUAUUAUUAACAUUACCGCAGGAAAUUAUUACACCAAGAACAUUCAUGUUUAGACCAAAACAAACUAUAUUUGUAGCUGGUAUGGGAAGAUUAGAUUAUCUUGAAGGAGAAUAUUUUAUACGAUGCACUUUGUUUGCAAGUAAGAAAUUACCUAUAACAAUAUGUUAUACUUUUGAUGCAGAAGAGAUAUAUAAUCAAUUGUUAGAAACUGAAGCUUUCGUCGUACCUACAAACGAUCAAAACCGAUUAAAAAUAUGGCCGAAAUUGCAAUCAAAGGAGAUAAAAGUAACUGGCGUGAAAAAUGAAUCUGCUGGAGAUAUUGUAUUGUCAAGUAUAGGUUGGAUCGCAAUUACACCAUUUGAAAACAACAGCGUCUCAUUAAGAGCAUGGACACCAGAAGGUCGUGGAAUAUAUUUUAGAUCUCCAGCAUUGCUAAGCAAAUCAGUGCAUCUUCGCGGUCCGAGAAUUCAAGGUACUCCAUUAUAUUCAUUAGGACAAAAAGUAUUUAUUAAAUAUUAAAUUAAGUUUCGAACUUUAUCCUGAUAUUAAUCAAAUUAUUAAUAUUGUUUUAUACUUGAUCGAUUUAAAAUCGCAUUUAUCUUUCGUCUAUCGAAUAAUUGAAAGAAAAGUAUAUGUUCUUAUGAUAUAAAAUUUUUCAAAUUUCAAAAUCCGAAUAAUUGUUACUGCAUACAAUAAAAUGUUGUUAUUUUCGUGUA